Molecule: messenger RNA, 759 nt
Organism: Sipha flava (yellow sugarcane aphid)
Lineage: Eukaryota; Metazoa; Arthropoda; Insecta; Hemiptera; Aphididae
Product: keratin-associated protein 6-2-like
Exons: 3
Coding region: 144-548 (134 amino acids)
Source: RefSeq, a predicted model, not a curated record
CGGGCGACGACAUAAAACACCGAGUUUUCGACGAUACCGAUUCAGACGUAUCCGGGGAUCCUCCGAAGACAAACAACGAAUAGUCAGUCGGAAUAGUGCCGAGGAUUAUUUUUUUUACCAGCUACCGCGAGGGAACCGAAAAAAUGAUCGCCACCAAACUAUUCCUGUGUGUAUUUAUGGCAGCCACUUUAGCCUUGACGACUGCUGCUCCUUUCGUAGGCCUAGGUUAUAAUGUUGGCUACGGAAGCGGAUAUGGAGGCGGAUAUGGAGGUGGAUAUGGAGGUGGAUAUGGAGGUGGAUACGGAGGAUACGGUGGUUACAACCGAGGAGGUUAUGGUAACUACGGAGGCUACAGCGCAGGAAUUGGAAUAGGGUUCACAGGAGGAUACGGUGGUGGUGGCUACGGUAGUUACGGAAAUGGAUAUGGUUACAACGGUGGUUACGGAAGCGGCUACGGUUCUAACGGCGGCUACGGCUACCACAAGGGUUACGGUCACCACCAAGGUGGAUACGGUGGACACCAUGGCGGUUACGGAUACGGUUAUUAAUUAUUGCUCAUAGGUUAUCAAAAUUUGUACUCCUUGGUCGGCUCGAUAUGAUAUUCUGUUGUAGAGGAGAACAGUUGUUUUAAAAACACAGCUCGUUGUGAGUCCGUGGUAAUAAACACUGUACAUCCAUAGAAUAUUCAAACAGUUAUAGACUUUUUUUUUCCCUAAAAAGUUUUUAAUAAAUCGCAUUUUUUUUUUUUUUUUUGAAACA